CGAGCUGUCAGUUCAAAAGAUGAAGCCCCACUUCAAAACAUUUAUAUCUUUUCUUUUAGUCAUUCUCAGUUUUGUCAGGAAUAUCUUAGCCAUAUCAGAAUCGUUCACCGAAGAACUGUUAAUCAAACCGUUACCUACUGGUCAUGUAUAUUCAUUUUUUCAAUUCACUACAAAGUGGGAUGUCGAUCCCGAGGAGACUAAACUACGGCACUACAAUCUAUUUCCGAGAUCCAUUGGUGAAAUCAUACAAAAGCACUCCUUGAGGGAGCUCCAUCUCAGUUUGACACAGAGCCUUUGGAGGACACAAAAAUGGGGAUAUCCAGUUAGACAUGCUGGUCCUGGUGCUGAAGUAUUUGCCACCUUCUAUCCUCAGCUGAGCAAUGAUGAAAUAGACACUGCUUGGAUUGGCCUAGUGAAUUCACUCUCUGGUCUUUUCUGCUCCUCGUUCAAUUUUGUAACUUUGACAAACACAAUACAGCCUCUUUGGACCUUUUCUCCUGAGGGUCUCAAUUUGGGUGGGACUAAUGCUUCUCAUCAGCGUUAUGCAAAUUUACCCAGAGAAAUUGUUUGUACUGAAAACCUAACACCAUGGAAAAAACUUCUACCGUGUGAAAGCCAUAGUGGAUUGGGUGAACUGCUAAAUGCCAAGAACCUGUAUGGCAGUAAUUACCAUUCACUGGCUUUAGAUCUGAGGCCCAUUUGCAGGGAUAAAAUAUGCCAAGAAACGUCCUUGGAAUUAAAAUUAUCGUUGUCUCUUAUCUCUGAACCAACUGUGUUGCAUGGCAAUACCUACCACGGGAUAAAUGCCGACUGGUCGUUCAAAAGUAUUUAUGGAGCUCAUCUAUUCUCGUCCUGCCCGAGAGCGCAAGUCUCAAAAGUUUACAUCGACAUCACUUCUAAUCUUACCAGCAGCAUACAUUGGAAACUGAGACCCGACCCGACUUCCAUUUUUAUCAAUCAACGUGGAGGUAGCACAACGCAUCUUGCAUCGUAUGACUUGAAUGCCGUGCCAUCGUUGCCCAUAAAUGUACAAGCUUCUUAUACCAAAAAAUUGACUUACGGAAAUGUCCCAUCACCGCUGAUCCAUGCAACACGUUUUGUAGGAGGUCAUGGACAGGCUAAAGGUAAACUAGUGACACGAAUUCACAACAACUAUUUCAGCAAUGAUAUAGAUAUAGUCUUUUUGGAGCUGGUUCCGUGGUAUUGCCGCGUAUUCCUUCAUACGUUGGCCUUUAGCAACUCGAAAAACAAACCAGUCGGAAUAGACAUACCACAAAAACUUUAUUUUCGGCCUGGGCUGGAUCGUCAAAGACCUCACCAUCUCGAAUUGCGUCUCACUUUACCCGCCGACUCUGUAACGGAGAUUGAAUGGGAAUUUCAGAAAGGUUUUCUGAAAUGGACCGAAUAUCCACCAGAUGCCCAUCGAGGGUUCGAUCUGGGUCCAGCCGUCAUUUCGGCAUUGUUGCCCGUUGCUCGUAACUGGACCGGAAUACCAAGACAUGUUUCAACGUUCGAUCAAAGCUGGAACGUCAGCCAAUCCGGCUAUUUCGUGCGUGUCCACACGGAAACCUUGGUGGUCGCCAUGGCUACACCCGAUUUCAGCAUGCCCUACAAUGUAAUCUGUUUAGCUUGUACGGUAGUGGCUUUGGCGUUUGGGCCCCUCUACAAUUUGACCACCAAGAGGUUGGUAGUGAAAGAAGCGACUGGUGCUGGAGGAGGUGGAGGAUUCAUCUCCAAACUAAAAUCUCUAUUGGGAAAGAAAACGACCAGUCCAGCAGAAGAAACUGAAAAUAAAGAAGAAGACAGUCGAAGCAAGAAAGAUAACUGAGUUAUCAUGGUGUACAGAACCCAAGUCAUCAAUUAACUAAAAAAAAAGCAGUCCAUUUUCUAAUACAAACGCCCUUUUUCAAAGGAGUUCGUUGUGCCAAAGCUUGAAAGCUUUAUUAGUCAAAGACAUGUCUCACUUUGGUAUUUCGAAUUAAUUUGAAACAUCGGUGACGAUCGAUUGAUGCUUAGCAAAUGGUUUUGCAAAAUACGAUGUUUAUUUUGUCCGAUGAAACUU
Molecule: messenger RNA, 2062 nt
Organism: Daphnia carinata
Lineage: Eukaryota; Metazoa; Arthropoda; Branchiopoda; Diplostraca; Daphniidae
Gene: PIG-T
Product: GPI transamidase component PIG-T-like
Exons: 10
Coding region: 20-1828 (602 amino acids)
Biological process (GO): attachment of GPI anchor to protein
Cellular component (GO): GPI-anchor transamidase complex
Source: RefSeq, a predicted model, not a curated record